Messenger RNA from Puntigrus tetrazona (Sumatra barb), 2638 nucleotides. RefSeq lists its product as uncharacterized. NCBI's taxonomy places the organism in Eukaryota, Metazoa, Chordata, Actinopteri, Cypriniformes, Cyprinidae. The record is from RefSeq and is a predicted model, not a curated record. Bases 12 to 1706 code for a protein of 564 amino acids. The transcript has 9 exons. Gene Ontology annotation, biological process: response to bacterium.
UUGAAGGAGACAUGGAACAUUUUGGAAGACUGCUGACCAUAAGCUAUAUAUUUUUUUUGUUCUCAAUAAUAGUCUGCUCCUCUGAUGUGGAUGUCGUUCAGGAGGACAACGUAAAAAUAGUUCGAGCAGGAGAGGAUGUGAACCUUACUUGCACAUUUUCAAAAAGUAUGCAAUCAUCAAAAGCAUGGUUUAAACAGACGACUGAUGGAAAACCUUCACAAAUUGUUUCUUUAUAUUUAAACCAACAACCCAGCUGGAAUGAGGACUUUGUGAAGACAAAGCGUUUUGAUGUUUCUAAAGGAGAUGAUCAUUUUAAUCUGACCAUUUUAAAGACAAAACCUUCAGACUCAGCAAUGUAUUUCUGUGUAGUCUCAUCAUAUCAUAUCAUUGGCAUGGGUCCAGGCACUAGAGUGUUUGUCAGAGAUGCAGCUGUGGACAGACACACAACUCUUCAGCAGUCUUCGGUAGACACGCUUCGUCCAGGGGAUUCUGUGAGUUUGCAGUGCAGCAUCUUCACUGAGAGCUGUGCAGGAGAACACAGUGUCUACUGGUUCAGACAAAGCUCGGGAGAGUCUCAAGGAGUCCUUUACACCAAAGGAGAGAGAAACGGUCAGUGUGAGAACAGAACGGAGUCUCGAACACAGAGCUGUGUCUACAAUCUCUUCAAGAGCAACGUCAGUGUCUCUGAUGCUGGGGUUUAUUACUGUGCUGUGGCUGCAUGUGGAGAGAUACUCUUUGGAAAAGGAGCUGAACUAAAUAUCACAGUCUGCUCCUCUGAUGUGGAUGUUGUUCAGGAGGAUAACGUAAAAAUAGUUCGAGCAGGAGAGGAUGUUAACCUUACUUGCACAUUUUCAAAAAGUAUGCAAUCAUCAAAAGCAUGGUUUAAACAGACGACUGAUGGAAAACCUUCACAAAUUAUUUCUUUAUAUUUAAACCAACAACCUAGCUGGAAUGAGGACUUUGUGAAGACAAAGCGUUUUGAUGUUUCUAAAGGAGAUGAUCAUUUUAAUCUGACCAUUUUAAAGACAAAACCUUCAGACUCAGCAAUGUAUUUCUGUGUAGUCUCAUCAUAUCAUAUCAUUGGCAUGGGUCCAGGCACUAGAGUGUUUGUCAGAGAUGCAGCUGUGGACAGACACACAACUCUUCAGCAGUCUUCGGUAGACACGCUUCGUCCAGGGGAUUCUGUGAGUUUGCAGUGCAGCAUCUUCACUGAGAGCUGUGCAGGAGAACACAGUGUCUACUGGUUCAGACAAAGCUCGGGAGAAUCUCAAGGAGUCCUUUACACCAAAGGAGAGAGAAACGGUCAGUGUGAGAACAGAACGGAGUCUCGAACACAGAGCUGUGUCUACAAUCUCUUCAAGAGCAACGUCAGUGUCUCUGAUGCUGGGGUUUAUUACUGUGCUGUGGCUGCAUGUGGAGAGAUACUCUUUGGAAAAGGAGCUGAACUAAAUAUCACAGAUCAUAUGAAUUCAACUCUUCUUGCUCUUGGAAUUUUUAACAUAAUUUUUUUGGCCCUUGCUGUUUUUCUUGGGGUAAAACUAUGCAUGGGUCAGAAUAAAGCACCCAAACCCCCAGAAAGUGUAAAUGAAGACUCGCUGAAUUAUGCAGCCAUUAGUUUCAGUCAAAAACCUUUGAACACUAGAAGAGCCAAAGCAAAGAUCUGUCAGGACCAUUCUCUGUACGCACAGGUCAAAUCACACCAGUGACAUUCAGAGGUUUAGAGGAUUAUUUGACUGAUACGCUGUAGGAAAUCUUUCCAUCAUUGUCACAUAACAACAUAUUUAGUCGCAUAUGUCGAACUUGUCGAAAUAAUUUCUAAUCAAUUCUACUUAUCUUUAAAGUAUAAUCAAGGAUAUUUGGUGUAAAGAAUUAUCACCGCUGACACAAAUUUGAUCUUCAUUUGAAUUUUGGCACCAAUUACAAAUAUACUAAGCAACUAUUUUCUAAAUUUGUUAUGUAUUAUAGUUAAAUUUAUAAUGCCCAUAAGUAUGUCUGGAGUGUUUUGUUACCUCAGAUAACAGUAGCUAACAAUGCCAUUAAAAUAUCGAUUGCAAGUUACAGGUGGUAAUUUUAAAUAUAUACUAUUUUAUUUAAAUGUUACUGUGCCAUUUAGAUGCUGUACUGUUGAAGAUAUAUGUUAUGAUAUAUUCCGUAACAUGUUCGGUAACAUAAUUUUGUGCAUGUUUGUUUCUUUCACAUCUUUUAAAUGAAUAAAUGUAUAUGCGCAUGUCAUCUGCAUUUAUUCAUAUUCCCGUGCACUGUCCUAUUGUGGUGUUUGCAAUUCAUAGGAACACUGAGGACUGAAAGAACCUGAUGGGGGAAAAUGUAUCGUUUUUUGUAUCUUUUAUUCAAAUGAUAGGCUCCUGCACAUUUUGUCUUUGACUACAAGAAUAUUUCAAACAUUAACGAGCUGAAUGCUGAAUUGAACACAUGGUCUCUACUGCCGCCUAGUGAAAAGAACAUUUAUACUGUGCUCCUGCUUUAAAAGUUAUUUACUGUUGCACAACACAGUUCUCAGCUUUUUCUAGACAACGGCAAACAUGGGAAAAUCAGAAGUCAAUUACAUGCUUAUUUAAACAAAUAUUACUUUUUUUGUGUGUGCUUUUGCAGUCAAUGUUGCUGUACCAUUGUCAUAAAG